AUGGAGCGCAAUGCUUCGAUGACCAAAGGCAACGCUACGACGGCGCAAUCAAGCAGCACCGUUGGGGGCCCGUCAGAUAGCCUCAUAGACAGGACCGCUGCUCCUGCUCUCUCGUCAUACAGCUCAAGAGAGACGCAGUCGAGUGGGCGUACAAAGUCGAGCGACAGUCGUGCCACUCUCGCUCGCUCAAGCGCCAGUCGCAGCUCGCCGCGCAAAUCAGAGGCAAGCGAUUCUAGCGGCGAUAGCGCUCGGUCUGCUUCUUCUGGCUCGGACGGCGAAGACGAAAGAGAGCAAGACGGCUCAAAAGUUGACUUGAGAGACGUUUACGGCUCUCAGUUCUUUCAUCCUCCUGCACCUGUCGCGUCAGGUCGACUCACUCCUCUUGCUACCAAUCUGCAGAGAGGCUCGCCUUUCCAAGCUGACCUCUUCGAUCACGAUCCCGUGACAGCUAGUCCAGACGACAACGCAAGCUCUGCGGGACAGUCUGCGUCGACCGCCUCAACGCCGACACUUCAGAGCACAGAAUUUGAGCCACAACCUCGCAAGCUCAACACAAAGCUGUCGAAAGAGCCACUCGCUCCUGUGAAGGCGACUGCCAACAUGUCUACAAAGUCUACUCCGACGGCGUCUCCUACGGGUCCCGCUGAUGGUGCAUCCAAUUAUCUCGAGUCCCAAGGCCACAAGCCAAAAGGGGUCUCUGCUACCACAACGAGCGGUCCCGGCAGACCGCCUCUUCAGCCGAAAGGCGGCAAGCCAUUCUCCGCACGACACUACAACCAUCCGCAGAUGAAGCCUUUUCCUGCGCCAGGUCUCAAAUUACGUCAUUCUCACCGCGCACAUGCCAGCACAGCUUCGACCGAUGGCGAACAAGACCCGAGAUCGACCACACUCGAGGGCGACACGAGCAUAGAAGAGUUCAGACUCAAGGAAGAUGAAAAGAAGAAGAAGCACUGGAAGCGAUGGGGUCCUUAUCUCUCUGAACGUCAAUGGGCCACAGUACGCGAGGACUAUUCUGCCAAUGGCGAUGCAUGGUCGCAUUUUCCUCACGAUCACGCACGCUCACGAGCUUAUCGAUGGGGCGAAGACGGCAUUGCCGGUUUGUCCGACAACCAUCAGCGCCUCUGCUUCUCCCUCGCACUCUGGAACGGCAAGGACGAGAUCCUCAAGGAGCGCAUGUUCGGUGUCACGGGUCAUCAAGGCAAUCACGGCGAAGAUGUCAAGGAAAUCUACUAUUAUCUUGACUCCACGCCCACUCAUUCGUACAUGAAGUUCCUCUACAAGUACCCUCAGGCGGCGUAUCCAUAUCGCCAGCUCGUCGAAGAGUCCCAAAAUAGGUCUCGCGAAGUCAACGAGUUCGAGAUCACUGACACUGACGUCUUUGACGAUGAUCGAUACUGGGAUGUCUACGUCGAGUACGCCAAAGACGAAGACAACGUCGACGGCUACUCCAUCAGAAUCACAGCAUACAAUCGGGGUCCCGAUCCCGCCGACCUACAUAUCAUCCCGCAGCUCUUCUUCCGCAACACGUGGUCAUGGCCCAAAGAGCGCCCAACAGGCAAAAAGAUGCCUUCACUUCGUCAGCUUUCAGACACUUGCAUCCAAGCAGAUCACGAGACACUCGGCCGCUUCUAUCUCCAUUGCAAUUCUUCGCCUUCGCCUGCAGCCGCUCCACUUUCAAAGAAAGACGGUCCUGCAGAGGUCGAAGGCGUCGUCAUGCCAGAACUGCUCUUCACGGACAACGACACAAACUUCAAGCGUCUUUACAACGGCAAUAACGUCGUGCCUUAUGUCAAGGACGCUUUCCACGAUCACAUUGUGCCCGGUCACCGACCAGCGCUGCCAAAGCGCGAAAAAGCGAAGAAACCCGAACAGGACUCCGAAUCAGCCGAUGGCGAUAGCACACCCAAUGUUACCGAUGAGGAAAUUGAAGACGACCGUAUCUUCGUCAAUCCUGAGAAAGUAGGCACAAAGGCCGGCGUGCAUUACACCUUCAAAGCUGUGCCUCCUAACGGCGGAUGCGCUGUUGUCCGUGUCAAGCUCACCAACGAAACUGCCGAAGACGACCAAGCUGCAAACGACGAAGAAAAGUUUGAUGCCGUCAUCGAAGAACGUCGUCUAGAUUCCGACGAGUUCUACUCCCGCUUCGAUUCAGGCGGACUGAGCGAUGAUCUGAAGAACAUCAUGCGACAGGCUCUUGGCGGCAUGCUAUGGACGAAGCAAUUCUACUACUUUGUGCAGAAGGAAUGGAUCGAAGGCGAUCCUGGUCAGCCGCCACCUCCGCCAGAGCGCAAAUACGUUCGCAACAGGGAUUGGAAGCACUUGUACAUCGACAACAUUCUGUCGAUGCCUGAUAAGUGGGAGUAUCCUUUCUUCGCCGCGUGGGACACAGCCUUUCACUGCAUUCCCCUCGCCAUGGUCGAUCCCGCAUAUGCCAAAAAUCAGCUCGAUCUCAUGACGCGAGAGUGGUAUAUGAAGCCCGAUGGUGCCCUGCCUGCUUACGAAUGGAAUUACGGCGACGUCAAUCCGCCGGUCCAUGCCUGGGCAACGUUCCGUGUUUUCAAAAUCGAGCGCAAGAUGCACGGACGAGAGGACAUCAACUUCCUUGAGCGAGUGUUUCAGAAGCUACUCAUCAACUUUACGUGGUGGGUCAAUCGCAAAGAUGCGGGAGGCAACAAUGUCUUCGAAGGCGGAUUCCUUGGUCUAGACAACAUUGGCUUGUUCAAUCGCUCCGAGCCGCUGCCGACCGGAGGUACGCUGCGCCAAGCCGAUGGUACAGCGUGGAUGGGCUUCUACGCUCUGAACAUGCUCAAUAUGGCGCUCGAGCUGGCGAAGCACAACAAGAACUACGAAGACAUUGCUUCCAAGUUUUUCGAGCAUUUUUUGUUCAUUGCCGAUGCUAUGACUUUCAAAGGCGCCGAAGAAGCUGACGAGACGCUUUGGAAUGAGGAAGACGGAUUCUACUAUGACUGCAUCAAUUGGGGACCUGGCAAAUCACGUCAGCUCCCUGUGCGAUCACUUGUCGGCCUUAUCCCUCUGUAUGCAACUUUGACGCUCGAGCCCAGCACAAUCAAGCGGUUCCCUGGUUUCAGCAAACGUCUCAACUGGUUCCUCGAGAAUCGUACAUCGAUGGCUCAUCGUAAUAUCGCAAACAUGAAAGCCAAGGGCAAGGGCGAUCGCCGCUUGCUGGCUUUCGCGAGCGAGGAGCGCAUGAAGCGAAUCCUGCAGCGCAUGCUUGACGAGCAAGAGUUCCUCUCGCCGUAUGGCAUUCGAUCGCUUUCACUCGCUCACAAGGACAACCCUUACUCGAUGGAAGUCAAUGGCGAGCGCUUCUCCGUCGAGUAUUGGCCGGGAGAUUCGAAGUCGGGCAUGUUUGGUGGCAACAGCAAUUGGCGUGGACCGAUCUGGCUGGCGGUCAACUUCCUCCUCAUCGAAUCCUUGCAACGCUUCCAUCAAUACUAUGGCAACAAAGUCAAGAUCGAAUGCCCGACAGGCUCAGGCGACGAGAUGACACUGGCCAACGUAGCAGAAGAACUACAGCAUCGUCUUGCUCACUUGUUUGCCCGUGAUCGUGAUGGUAACCGGGCAUGCAACGGAGGCUCAGAUAAGCUCAAUCGUGAUCCACACUUCCGCGAUCAUGUUCCCUUCCACGAGUUCUUCAACGGCAGCUCGGGAUCGGGCCUUGGUGCAAGUCAUCAGACAGGAUGGACGGGUCUCAUCGCGUACUUGAUCUGGCAGAGCGGAGCUUCUGCAAGACUACCUCGCACGCCGCGCACGCCACGAUCGACUGCAGCGUUCUACUUUGACGAGUCAGUACCAGGAACAGACACAGAAUUCGGCACACCCGGUGGAAGCGAAUUCGGCGACUCUACAGAUGGCUUUGACGUCCAAUCGACGGGAGAGCUGUCUCCAGAUGAGCUAUAGACACAAAAGAUGCAAUUUGCCCAUGUG
Mixia osmundae IAM 14324 is the source of this 3948-nucleotide messenger RNA. RefSeq lists its product as uncharacterized. Gene Ontology annotation, cellular component: endoplasmic reticulum membrane. NCBI's taxonomy places the organism in Eukaryota, Fungi, Basidiomycota, Mixiomycetes, Mixiales, Mixiaceae. Gene Ontology annotation, molecular function: Glc3Man9GlcNAc2 oligosaccharide glucosidase activity. The record is from RefSeq and is a predicted model, not a curated record. The transcript is spliced from 6 exons. Bases 1 to 3921 code for a protein of 1306 amino acids. Gene Ontology annotation, biological process: protein N-linked glycosylation; oligosaccharide metabolic process.